AUGCUUAACUCAGCUGCCGAAUCCGAAAUCGACGACCUCGAUGAGAGCAAAGUCUGCGAAGCCGACGAUGACAGUCCCAGCGAUAACGCUGAUGGUCAGCAAUUCAACUGCGAGCCCAUCGAUUGCUUAAUGAUCAGUAACGAGCUUUAUCGCAUUGUUGAAGCUUCGGAUCAAGAGAUGCUUGACAAAUUCCAUAACUUCCGGUACAUCUUAGGCCGACAGUCGCAUAAGCGUGUCUUGGGCGACCUCGAGACAUUUACGCUCACCCAAGAUGAAGAGAAUAUUCCUCAAGCGAUGGCCCUAUACGAUUUACACGAACCAUAA
This is a messenger RNA of Metarhizium robertsii ARSEF 23, 324 nucleotides long. RefSeq lists its product as uncharacterized. The coding region runs from base 1 to 324 and encodes 107 amino acids. Lineage: Eukaryota; Fungi; Ascomycota; Sordariomycetes; Hypocreales; Clavicipitaceae. The transcript is spliced from 2 exons. The record is from RefSeq and is a predicted model, not a curated record.